AAAGAAUUUAUUUUGUCAUUAAAGUGGGCGUGAACGCGGUGCUCAUUAAAAAUUAGGAUCGCGUGAAUAUUUUCUCCGGCGGGUGACUUUCUUUCCACGCUUGUCCUUGCACCGCAUUUGGUCCGACUGCUCGUCGAAUUCGGCGAUUCGUCUGUCAGGCAGGCGGCGAGAGGAAUCAUGUCGGCGCGCCCUGAGCGCACCAUGGACUCCGAAACUGGCAAACUGCAACAGCACCUGACCCUGCUGAAAAGGGAGUACGUCAAACUUCAGGGCCACUGUGCCGAACUCGAGAGGAAGCUGGCCCUCGUGUCGGCGCACGACGCCUCGGCCGACACAUUCGCCAGCCGAAUCAUCGCCUCUGUCGCCGCCCUUUUGAAGCAGGAGCAGUACAGCGACCUGAAGAUUCUCCUGUCAAAUGCUGAAAUGGUGCCUGCUCACAAAUUUGUCCUCAAAGCCCGAAGCAGCAAGUGGGGAGUGGAAAAUUUGGAUUCCGCAACAUCGUUAGAUUGGAGUGGAGACGACGCCGCCGUGAUGAAUUUUUUGCUCUCUUGGGUCUACACUGGAGAAGCAAAUUUGGACUCAAUCAAAGACCCAUUCUGCCUUGAAUUGAUGAAAGUGGCAUUCCGCUUAGACCUUUUGGAAUUGGCCAAGCGAUGCGAACAGAGAUUGCUGUUGACGGUUGGAGUGACAAAUUGUGUUCGCCUUUACACGACUGCUGAAGAGAUAGGAGCAAAAAUCCUCCAGGAGCACUGUUCCCAACUUAUAUCAACGCACUGGGAUGAGUUUACAAGUGAGGACUUCGCCCACAUGACAGCUCCCUUGCUAUACACGAUGCUGAAAUCAAAGACUCGGUUUCCGCUGCACUCUGCCAUUAGACUAUCUAGGGAGGAUGUCGUCUUCCUGUUUCUAGUAGAGCACAGCAAUGAGCUUGCGCGCUUGCUGAACGAGCCAGACAAAAAAGGCGACCUGCCGCUGCUACUCGCGCUGAAUUCCAAGCAGAAAACUCUGGCGUCCUCCCUGGUUGAGCACGGGGCGAGUGUGGAUGCCCGAGAUCCGCGAGGACUAACCCUCCUUUUAAAUGCCAUUGAGAGAGAGGACAAAUACUCGGCACUCUUUUUAUUGGAACAAGGUGCAUCCCCCUCAGCUACCACCCCUGAUUUAGGGGACACAGGGUUGCAUAUGAUCGCAAAUCAGAGUAGUACGAGCAAUCCAUUCCAGGAUGAAGAAGAGGAAGACUCGCAUCACUCCAAAGACAUCAUUAAAGUUGCUCAGAAACUGCUCAGCUGCGGUCUUAACCCCAACAUGCAGAACAACAAAGGAUAUUCCGCCCUUCACCUAAGUGUUUUGAAUGAUAACACAGCCCUGUUCAACAUGCUGCUCGACUUCCCCGGUCUGGCUCUCGACGUGCCCACUCAAGAGGGCCACACCGCUUUAAGAUACGCUCUGCUACGAAAUAGCCUCGGGGAGGAUGGACUGGCUUCAAGACUGCUUGCUAAAAAGGCAAAUCCCAACCCUAUGUACCCGGCCACCGGAGACACUCUGCUCCACUUGUUGGCCAGAGAGAGGAAAGAAGACGCCGCCGUCUUCCUAUGCUCCAAAGGUGGAGAUGCCCUGCGCACCAACAAGAGGGGCGAAACUGCCCUCCACGUGGCAUGCGAAAAUGACUUGGCGGAACUUGCGAAAACUCUUCUCUACUCCGGCGCGCUUCCCAAUUUGCAGACUUUGCCCUCUGCAGACGAUCCCUCAGAUCAUCGACAGACUCCACUACACUUGGCAAUUAAAAAUGGCUGUGAUGCAGUGGUUGACAUCAUUCUAGCUCAUAAAAAUGAUGUUAAAGAGAGCAGCAAAACUGCCGACCUCAAUUUGAAAAACUCGAGUGGUUUGACACCUUUGGCUUUAGCGAUUAGAACUGGAAUGAAACACAAGGUGGCUGAUCUGAUCAAUGCGGGGGCUGACGUCAAUGUUACCAAUUCUGAAGGGCUCACAUUGCUGCAUUCAGCAAUCGAACAGGGUGAUUCUGAUGCUGCCGUUUUCUUACUCGAACAUGGAGCUAAUAUGUCAUGCAGAACGCCCGAUAGACGAACCCCUCUUCAGCUGUCUAUCACCAAUUCUUUGCCAGUUGUGGUUGAGGCACUUUGCAAAAGAGGAGUGGACAUGUCUAUCAUAGAUAAUCAGGGUCGGUGUGCCCUGUGGGCAGCCUUGGAAGAUGGCCAAGAAGAUGUAGCGUCAAUUCUUGUUCGAUUUGGUGUCGAUACUGAUUGUUGGGGUCCUGGUCCUGAAGGUUGCCUUCAAACGCUGCUGCAUAAAUCGAUUGAUGAAAAUUUGACCAAUAUUGCUUGCUUUUUAAUAAGGAGUGGAUGUGAAAUGAAUGCACCAAGAAGACCUGGGCCAAAUGGGGAAGGAGGCGACGAAGCGCGCGAUGGGCAAUUUCCUUUGCACAUGGCCUGCACUUGGGGACAAGAGCAAGUUGUGCAGACCCUUAUUGAGCACAAAGCCCAUGUGAACGCUAAAGAUGCUGAUGGAAGAACACCAUUGCAUCUGGCUGUUUCGAAUCAAAAUGCAAAAAUUACCUCUCUGUUAUUGUGCCAUCCAGAGCUUGAUCUUUCUGUCAGGGAUAAGUCUGGUCUAACUCCAUUUGCUGCUGCUCUUACGUGCAGAAAUAACAAAGCUGCCCAAGCAAUUUUAGACCGACUUCCGUCUGCCGCAGAACAGUAUGACAACAAGGGGCUCAAUUUUCUGCAUGUUGCCAUUCAACGAAAUGACUUGGAAAGCGUUCUCUUUUUGCUCUCAAUCAACGUCGACCCCAACUCCAAAGUGCGAGAUAGCACCAUGAGCACACCCCUGCACCUUGCCUGCGCCUCUGUACCAAAUCCAACCGCUACUGGUACGACUGAAGAUACGGCCCUUUUGGUGCGGAACUUGCUUUUGGCGGGUGCUCGUCCAAACGAAAGAAACUCGUCUCGCCAAACCCCUCUGCACAUAGCUGCAGUUUCUGGUCACUCUGCUGCUGCUUCUGCCCUUUUGCAAAAUAAUGCAGACCCCGACGCAACUGACGUUGACAACAACAACCCCUUGCAUCUUGCUGUCAAAGCCUCUAACCUUCCCGUCGUUCGGGCUCUGCUGACUGAGUCCACUUUAGACGCAGAAGCCAAAAACCUGAGAGGCCAAAAUCCACUGCAUAUGCUAGCUAUUUAUGGAAAGGAUCAAAUUGCCUCGGCUAUUUGUGAGCUUUUCUUGGAGUGCAUGCCACAGUAUCCACUGGACGAGCCUGAUUUAGAAGGAAAUACAGCUCUCCUGUGGGCAUAUGUAAAGGGAAAGGCAAACUUGUGUCGAACGUUGGUUAAGUCUGGCUGUUGCGUUGGCACCAUGAACAAAGAGGGCAUCACAAUUUUCAACUAUCAAACUCCUACAAAGCAGCUCUUGAGCAAAUUGCUGGACCUUCUGGGCAAGGAGCCUCCAUGGGCUGAAGGGGAUAUGUGCCUUGAGUGUGGAAGCAAGUUUGGCAUCACCAUGAGAAAGCAUCAUUGCCGCCACUGUGGACGCCUUCUGUGCUCCAAAUGCUCCAGCUGUGACGUUCCAAUUCUCAAAUUCGGUCUCAACAAACCGGUCCGCGUGUGCACAACUUGCUUCCAAGUUCUCCAAAGUGGAGUCACGACUUAAUUAAUCGCGAAUAUUCAUAUCAAAAUAUCAACAUGCAGGGUGGCGAAUUUCAAAAUUGAAGAUCUGCGAGACUAAGGAAGAUAUUUUUGGGUACAUGAAAACACAUUAUUCAGUGGUUUAAAUAUUAUGUCUUCAAGUCUUCAUAACCAACACUGUGAUUGUUACACUGCUUUUUAGCAAACAUUUCGGUUAGUUGAAAUGCUAAUUCCGAUGGUUUUUGGGUCACAUGAAAGUAUAAUUUAAGCAAGCGAAAGUUGCCAAAGUAAAAUUUAAAUAUUGUUACUGUUCCUGCAAAGGACAACAGAUUUAUUUUUAUUCAAUUAUUUUGCGAUAAUUUUAUGCCAUGUGCUAGAUUCAUUUAUAUAAAGCAUGUUGCAAUAUUAAGAUGUUGAUUUAAAAGUGAAAGUUAAUAAAACACUUUCGAUUGAAUGAAUAAUAAGAUAAAAAGAUGUCCUC
Molecule: messenger RNA, 4116 nt
Organism: Neocloeon triangulifer
Lineage: Eukaryota; Metazoa; Arthropoda; Insecta; Ephemeroptera; Baetidae
Product: rabankyrin-5
Exons: 19
Coding region: 178-3660 (1160 amino acids)
Molecular function (GO): protein binding; metal ion binding
Source: RefSeq, a predicted model, not a curated record